Ctenopharyngodon idella (grass carp) is the source of this 6184-nucleotide messenger RNA. Its product is annotated as NACHT, LRR and PYD domains-containing protein 12-like. Gene Ontology annotation, molecular function: protein binding. Bases 117 to 3551 code for a protein of 1144 amino acids. The record is from RefSeq and is a predicted model, not a curated record. The transcript has 10 exons. Lineage: Eukaryota; Metazoa; Chordata; Actinopteri; Cypriniformes; Xenocyprididae.
GAGCGCGGUAAAUCUCUAGUUGAUUUGCGGAGCGGACUCAGUCCCUGUGUUUUUAAACAGAAGGAGAGAGACACCACGACACGGCACUGUUUUUAGUCUGAAGUCAGUUUCUCAUUAUGGAGAACAGAGAGAGCAGUGAGAGAUCUUCAUCUGCAGAACCCAGCUGUGUGUCUAUGAAGAGUAAUAGAUCCAUGCCUACUCCUCCUGAAUUCAGUGAUGAAACAGUGACUCCUGAUCAACUUAUCUCCAGGAAGAGGAAGAGACAGAGAUCUUCAUCUCCAGAACCCAGCUGUGUGUCUAUGAAGAGUGACGGAUCCAUGGAUCCUCCUCUUAAAUUCAGUGAUGAAACAGUGACUCCUGAUCAACUCAGAGUAGGUGGAGAGCGAAGCAUCGCUCGAGGAGCCACCUCAGUCUUCUGUCUGAACAACACUUUAAGGAAUGUUACGGCGUCCCUGAAUAGACAUGAUCAACCAAUAAAUGAUGAACUACAGAGAGUCAAAGACCGACACAAAAGCAGCAUGAAGAACAAGUAUGAGAGAUUAUUUGAAGGAAACAAGCUCCAAGAGAAUGAAACCCUCCUGAACAGGAUCUACACACAGCUCUACAUCAUAGAGGGAGAGAGUGAAGGAGUGAAUGAAGAACAUGAGGUUUUACAGAUGGAGAAAACAGCCAGAACACAACACUCACAAGACACUCCAAUCUACUGCAAUGACAUCUUUAAAGCCUCACCUGAACCAGGAUGUGAGGAGAAGCACCAGAUCAAGACUGUUCUUACUAAAGGCAUCGCUGGAAUCGGAAAAACCGUCUCUGUGCAGAAGUUCAUUCUGGACUGGGCCGAGGGAAAAGCCAAUCAGGAUGUAGAUUUCAUGUUUGUGCUUCCAUUUCGAGAGCUGAACUUGAUCCGAGAUCAUCAGUACAGUCUUCACAGACUUCUGCUGGACUUUCAUCCUGAACUUCAAAAUCUGGACUCAAAGAUUUAUGAGGAGUGUAAAGUUGUGUUCAUCUUUGAUGGUCUGGAUGAAAGCAGAAUCACACUGAUGUUUUCAGACGAUGAGAAAGUUUCUGAUGUGACUGAGAUUUCAUCAGUGGGUAUGUUGAUGUCAAAGCUCAUGAAAGGAGAGCUGCUUCCCUCUGCUCUCAUCUGGAUCACCUCCAGACCAGCAGCAGCCAAUCAGAUCCCCUCCGAAUGCAUCAACCGUCUGACAGAGAUUCAGGGAUUCAAUGAGCCUCAGAAGGAGGAAUAUUUCAGGAAGAGAAUCAGUGACGAGCAUCAAGCCAGCAGAAUCAUCUCACACAUCAGAAGAGCAAGAAGCCUCCACAUCAUGUGCCACAUACCCGUCUUCUGCUGGAUCUCAUCCACUGUGCUUCAGAAGCUCCUGAAAGAAGAUCUGAGUACAGAAAUCCCUCAAACUCUGACUGAAAUGUACAUCCACUUCCUGCUGAUUCAGAUCAACAUGAGGAAUCAGAAGUAUGAAGAGAGAGAUCCAGAGAAACUUCUGCAGUCCAACAGAGAAGUGAUUGUGAAACUUGCUGAAGUGGCUUUCAAUCAGCUGAUGAAGGGCAAUGUGAUGUUCUAUGAGGAGGACCUGAGAGAGAGCAGUAUAGACGUCACUGACGCCUCAGUGUAUUCUGGGAUUUGCACUGAGAUCUUUAAGGAGGAAUCUGUGAUUCAUCAGAGGAAAGUCUACAGCUUCAUUCAUCUGAGUGUUCAGGAGUUUCUCGCCGCUUUCUAUGUGUUUUACUACUAUUUAACGAAGAACAAGGAACCACUGCAUGAAUUCAGAUUUUACAGAUCUGAUAAAGACUCUCUGUAUGAUCUACUAACAUCAGCAGUAGAUAAAGCCCUUGAGAGUAAGAAUGGACAGCUGGAUCUGUUCCUGCGGUUCCUGCUGGGCGUCUCACUGGAGUCCAAUCAGAGACUCUUACAGGAUCUACUGACACACACAGAGAAAAGCUCAGAGAACAUCAGGAGUACCACAGAGUACAUUCAAAAGAAGAUCAAAGAUGGACAUGGACUCUCCACUGGUCAAUCCAUCAAUCUGUUCCUCUGUCUGCUGGAAGUGAAAGAUCAGACUCUGUACAGAGAGAUUCAGGAGUUUGUGAAAUCAGACAAACACUCAGAGAAGAAACUCUCUCCUGCUCACUGCUCAGCAAUUGCCUACAUGCUCGAGAUAUCAGAGGAGGUUCUGGAUGAGUUUGAUCUGAAGAAAUACAACACAUCAGAUGAGGGUAGAAGAAGACUGAUACCAGCUGUGAUCAACUGCAGAAAAGCUCUUCUUUCUGGCUGUAAUCUCACUGUUCAGUGUUGUGAGAGUUUGUCAUCGGCUCUUCAAUCCCUAAAUGGUGUCCUGAGAGAGCUGGACCUGAGUAACAAUGACCUGCAGGAUUCAGCAGUGAAGCUUCUUUCUGAUGGACUGAAGAGUCCAAACUGUCAGCUGCAGAUACUGAGUCUUUCUGGCUGUAAUCUCACUGUUCAGUGUUGUGAGAGUUUGUCAUCGGCUCUUCAAUCCCUAAAUGGUGUCCUGAGAGAGCUGGACCUGAGUAACAAUGACCUGCAGGAUUCAGCAGUGAAGCUUCUUUCUGAUGGACUGAAGAGUCCAAACUGUCAGCUGCAGAUACUGAGUCUUACUUACUGUAAUCUCACUGUUCAGUGUUGUGAGAGUUUGUCAUCUGCUCUUCAAUCCUCAAACUGUGUCCUGAGAGAGCUGGACCUGAGUAACAAUGACCUGCAGGAUUCAGGAGUGAAGCUUAUUUCUGAUGGACUGAAGAGGCCAAACUCUCAGCUGCAGAUACUGAGGUUGUCUGGCUGUAUGGUGACAGAGGAAGGCUGUGGUUUUGUGUCUUCAGCUCUGAGUUCAAACCCCUCACACCUGAGAGAGCUGGAUCUGAGCUACAAUCACCCAGGAGAUUCAGGAGUCAAGCUGAUGGACAAACUGAAGGAUCCAAACUGCUCACUGCAGAUACUCAAUGUGGAUCAUGGAGAAGAGAUCAGGAUCACAGCAGGACUACGAAAGUGGGCCUGUGAUCUCACACUGGAUCCAAUCACAGCAGACACUUGUCUCAUUCUGUCUGAGGAGAACAGGAAGGUGAUGCGUGUGAAAGAGAAUCAGCCGUAUCCUGAUCAUCCAGAGAGAUUUGAUGAGUAUCCUCAGGUUCUGUGUGGAGAGAGACUGACUGGACGCUGUUACUGGGAGGCUGAAUGGAGCAAACGUGCUGUUAUAUCAGUGACAUAUAAAGGAAUCAGCAGGAAAGGAGAAAGGCAUGACUGUAUGUUUGGAUUAAAUGACAAAUCCUGGAGUCUGAACUGCUCUGAUAAAAGAUUCACUGUCUGUCACAAUAAGAACAGGACUGUUAUAUCUGCCGUCCGUUUAUCCUCUAAGAGAGCAGGAGUGUAUGUGGACGUGUCGGCCGGCACUCUGUCCUUCUACAGCGUCUCUGACACACACACACUCACACACUUACACACAUUCAUCACCACAUUCACUGAACCCCUCUAUGCUGGAUUUAGGCUUUAUUACGAUUCUUCAGUGUCUCUGUGUCAGAUUAAAUAACAUACACACACACACACACACACACACACAUUUGUAAAUCCUCUAACAUCCACAUGCACACAGAGUCAUCAAAUCUCACAUAGUUACAGUUUUAUUAAUUCAUUUUUAAUUAAUGUUUUUUCAUCAUUAUGUAGAAGUUAGAAAUCUACAUCAGACAUUUAUCUGUAUAGGUAAAAAAACCAUAUAAAUAUUAUGAGGUUGCUUUAAUAAUUAUAUUGUAAGCUGAUCAUCAGAUGUAAUAACAGUACAUUUGUGAUUGAUUUAAUCAUGAAUCGGUUUAUGAAUGAUUGAUGUGAACUGAUGACAGUAUGAAUAAUCAUGAAUGUAAUGAGAGAUCAGCAGAAUGAAACAGGCUGAAUUCACUCAGAAUAAAUCACGUCUUCUGAUAGUGUGCUUUAUUUUUCCACGCACUCUGAUUUAGCAGCGAUUCACUAAAUGAAUUCUGCAGAUCAGGUGACGGUACAAACACUCACAGUAUCGCUGCUGAACACAGUUUAUCACGGUGUAAAUCCAGUCUUUCAGGAGCUUCAGAGCUCAAUCUGCUGCCUUGAUCACUAGAAAAUCUUCAUCAGCAUCUCUUCUUUUGAAAUAAUUGUCUUUUAUCCUUUAUUAUGUCUCCACGAGCACAACAGCUUUAUAUGACAGGAGCAACACAAAUCUCUGUGCCUCAGACUGACUAAAAUAUCUCUGUAAUCAUAAAUCAUUACCUCCUCUACAUCUAUUUCUAACCCUACCUGAUAAACACUUUAUUCCCACUGUUAAAUACAAAUUAGGCCCUUUAUUUUAUCUUUAUUUAAAGUAAGCAUCUCUCCGAGCUGAUAUGCGAUGGGAAAAGGGAGAAGAAUGAGUUCGGAUACAGGUGGAUUUGAACCCAGGUCGGUCGGAUCAGAGUAAAUAGCUUCUGCCGACAAGGUGGGAUAUUUACUCUUUUGGUGUAAAUAAACACUCCAUUCUACAUUUGUUAUUUACUUCAUAAGUAUUAAGAAUGAGGAUUAAAAAAAUACUGUUUAUUCUAAAUAUUUUAGAUCAAAAAUAAAAUACUGUAGAGCUUGACAUUAACUAUGUAUAUUAAUUAUACAAAUGCCCAUAGUAUUUUAAGAAGUUAUUAAUUUAAUAAUAAAUUUUAGAAAUCACAAUUUUAAAUGAUGAGGUUCAUCAUAUAUUCAGGUUUUCCAAGACUGGGGGGAAAAGCCUUGUUUAAAAAUUUGGGAUUUAAACACACAAAUACAGACACAGUCACAUGACUUUAGACUAAUGAAAAUAGUUUCAGCUCAUGUAAUCCCAGUGACAGACUUUGCGGUUCACAUUCAAUCCAAAACAUUAUUUUAUUUAUAACACAUCUGUUCUCAAAUACACAAAUACUCAAAAAGCAUCUAUUUUGUCUGGUGUAUAGAGAUGUUGAUCAACACAGCACAAGCACACAUCAUAUAGGAUUUCUGUGGUCAGUAAUCAAGAUCAUAUUAAACAUUAUAUUGAUCAUCACAAGUAUAAUCCAUCCAUCAUCCUCUAAACUUAUACAAUGCGUCGGUGUGUGGUUGUGAUUGCUUUUUAAAAUUAAAAAGUCAUGAGUAAACAGUCUUUUUACAUUUUCUUGAUCCUCUAGUGCGUUUAGCUUGCUGUAUAUGUUUCUUCCUUCAAACAAACAGCUGCUCCACAUGAACUGCUGUCUGUCUGUAGCUGUGAGGUCUGUCACAUACUUUCAUGAGGAACCUGAAACACUUUCUGUUCAUCAAACACCUUUUGUCAAGAAGAAAAAAGUUUAUAGAAUUCUGCUGCAAUGCCAUCGUUGCCAUAGUGACUUGUUGAGAUGUUUUAUAGCAUCAGCUUCUUCUUCUAAGAGUAAAUCUGGAUCACAGCAGUCUAUUUCUGUUGCACUAAUUGAAUUUACAUGUUUUAGGGAAUCCAGAAAGGAAGUAUUUAUAAAGAUGAGAAUAAAAGUGAUGAGAAAAGUGAGAGAGAGCUUGAUAAUCAUCAGUGACAAGAACAUUCAUGUUCAGCUGGUGAAUUGUGUUAUGUUUACCACACUGUCUUUCAAGAUUGAAGAAAUAUGAGGGAUUUAGUUACCUUUUUCCAACCACUUAACUCUGGAUCUGACAAAGGCCCUUCUGCUUUACGUUUGUAGAUCUCAUUCAGAUCAAUUCACAUUUAUUUGUAUAGUGGUUUUCAAAAUACAUAUCGUUUCAAAGCAGCUUUAAAGAAAAUGCAUGUGUCUACAUUACAGUUUAGAGUGAUCUGUUAUCAGAGGUGACUGUGUCCAAGUAAUGUAUUUCAGCAAAUCACACAUUUAGGUAAAAUAAUGUAUUAAUAUUAGGCAGAAACAAUGAGCUCAUUGAAGUAUAAAUGAAAAAUAAAGCUUUUUUUUCUUUUCUUUUUUUUUAACAACGCCUCUCAACCCCCUGGUAUUAAGUAAAACAAGUGAUAAAGACACAAAACAAAUAGUCCAGAACAGAUUAGUGUUCAGUAUAUAAACAAGAACAAAGUAUGUCAUUUGUCGAGCCUCAUCACUUACAACAACAACAACAGAAAGUCUCUUUAAGAGUUCUGUGAAGAGUUCAUGUUACAAACUCUAUGAGCUUCUACCAGCAGCUCGAGCAAAACUCAACUUAAAUAAAACAUUACUGAAGGGUCUGGAG